Molecule: messenger RNA, 3915 nt
Organism: Trypanosoma grayi
Lineage: Eukaryota; Euglenozoa; Kinetoplastea; Trypanosomatida; Trypanosomatidae
Product: regulatory associated protein of mTOR
Exons: 1
Coding region: 1-3915 (1304 amino acids)
Biological process (GO): positive regulation of protein serine/threonine kinase activity; TOR signaling; positive regulation of cell growth
Cellular component (GO): TORC1 complex; cytoplasm
Molecular function (GO): protein binding; protein-macromolecule adaptor activity
Source: RefSeq, a predicted model, not a curated record
AUGCUCAGCCGGCGGCGUGUUGGGGUGGCUCCCACCACAAGCGCGACAGUGGAGGAGCGCCUGGCUGUGUUUGCACCGCACCACCUGCCGGCGCUCCUCACGGGACUGGACGUGGAUGAUGUGGCGGAGAUGGGACCGGAGGACUUCGUGUUACUCGAGCGCCCCGCACGCCAGAAGGUGAAGUCAAUACAGGCGAUCCUCAUCCUAUGCUUAAACAUCGGUAGCGACCCACCAGACUAUCCCCGAAUUGAGCCCUGCGCACGCCUAGAGUGCUGGACAGAUCCCCAUGUGGCACAGAUGGCCUACUUUGCGGCAGAGGGCGCCAGCGAGUCCAUCGCCGAGACGUUGGAGCAGCAGUACCGCUCUCAGCUGCGGGAGACAAACUUCAAAAGAGCGGUUGAGGUGCAUUUAGAUGAAGCUAAGCAAAUGAUGAUGGCAACCCGACGGAAGGCCGACAAGGGAAAAGUCUUGCUGCACUACAAUGGUCAUGGUAUGCCAUGCGCUACUUCUAUUGGCGAGAUUUGGCUGUUCGACAAGAACAGAACACAUUACGUGCCACUGAAUAUAGCCGAAAUAGCGCAGCUUCUGGAUUCUCCGACACUCUACGUCCUGGACUGCAACUCUGCUGGCUCAGUUUUGGAGUACUGGUGCGCGGAGCGUCUUCACGAAACACGCCCGCAUGACAUGCUAAUAUGCGCGUGCAGUGCUGGGUGCUUCCUUCCAUUGAACCCGCAACUCCCUGCCGAUGUGCUGACAUCGUGCCUCACUACCCCGCUGCAGAUGGCCCUGGAAUGGUAUGUGAGUUACUCCCAUCGCAAACAUCUGCUACCGCACGUAACGGCUGAUAUGGUGCGCAGAAUUCCAGGUGACCUUACGGACCGAAACUCACCACUAGGUGAACUAAGUUGGAUUCUUGUCGCUGUGACAGACACUGUUGCGUGGUGCACAUCUCCUCCUCCUCAGUUCUAUCAGCUGUUUCGGCAGGACACCAUGACAAAAGCACUAUUCCGGAACUUUUUACUAGCUGAUCGCUUGUUGCGGGAGGUGGGAUGCGUACCCGUGUCGUACCCCCCUAUUUCAGAAGACGCCCAUUUGCACCAUGCCUGGGACCUCUGGGACUACACACUAGAGAACGUUAUAUGCCAGUUACCCGAUCUUCUCACACCGGAACUCACGGUGAACCCUAACUACACGUAUCAAUCGUCCUCAUUUUUUAUGGAUCAGUUGAUGGCAUUUGAGGUGUGGGUGGAAUCGGGAGACCUGAGCGCGCAACCGGAAGAGCUACCAAGUGUCCUUUUGGCUCUCACCCAAAUAUCGUACCGUGUUCCUGCACUGACACUCUUGGUGAAGUAUUUGGACUCGGGCGCAAUUGCGGGAAAGCGCGCAAUCCUGUGUGGUGUUCUGCCGUACGCCAGCAAGCUCCUCAUACAGACUCCAGAGGUUUUUUUGAUUGUGAGUGUGUUGUGGAUGCAGGUUGUACGGGCUGAUAUGGCACAGGGCACUUCGGAGCUGCAUAAGUCGCAGCUAGACAAAUAUUUCAUACGUCUUUUACAGUUGGAUGAGGAAAGUACAAAAGUGGAACCGGUAGAAGAUGGUAGAACAGUGGCGUCAUACGUUAGUGGCAGCGCCAAUCUCCGCACCAAUGGUUCGGCGACAUUGCCUGCUGAUGCUAAUGCCAACGGAAGUGGAGGUGGAAAUACGCCUACUGCAGAGACACAUUACUACCUCAUGAAGGAGGUGGAUCUCCACAGAUGCAAAGCCAUGGCAUGCUAUGUGCUGUGCCAACUGCUGAAGCGCGGUGGCGAAUAUCAAUGUGUGGCGUGCUGGAACAGCCAGUUGUUCAAUGCGGCCUUUUCGUGCCUGUCGUCACCCAAUGCGGAGGUACGGUCGUGGUCCUGCUUGGUACUUGCCCAACUUUUUUUGGGUCUGCGACAUGCGAAGAGUUUUGCUUCGCAGGAAUGUACCACACGCUUGGAUCUCUUCACACGUUUAUUGCAAGACAAAUCACCGAUUGUGCGAAGUUCAUGCGUGACACUAUUGGCCUCUUUAGUCGGUUUUCGUGUUGAUAAGCUCCCUGUGGAACAGCAAAUUCGUCGAGUGCAGAUGGAGAAGUCACUUCUAAUAAGACUGCGGAAUUUCAUUUUUGAUGCUAGUAUGAGUGUUAGGGAGGAGUUGAUUUUCUUCGCAUGCCAGGUGUUGUUUCACUACGAAGGUGUUGAGUCUUCGCUACGCUCCGCCACCGCCAGUGGCAAUCGAUUUAUGGAAUAUAUACAAUAUGUUGGGAGGAACUCCCCAGAGUGGGCUGUAGAUGAGCCAGGAGUGCAUAUUAAGUCAGAACUGAGUGCGUCACGUCCCACUGUGAAUAGUCGCUUUGACCAUGCUGUGGUGUUUACGUUUGGCUUCCUGCCACGUGACGACCCUGCCCCGCCCCCAACGGAACUAGAUUUGGCUGCCAUUGACCCGGGGGUGCUGGUGGUGCUGGAAGGUAUGGUGCAUGACGCAUCAGUGAUGCUAUUUACACUCUAUCAAACCUGUGAUACGGGCAAGGUGGCGGCGGCGUUGAAUGCAUUGGCGAACCGAAGUCCACCGCAGACCCAUCGCUUUGCAAAUGAGGCACUUCGUAGCAUGUCGCGGGUCGUGUCAACAGAUUCAUCAUAUUUCACUUCUGAAGCUGAUCGUGCGCGGUCAACACGAAAUGCUGACAGUAUGCGGCAACUGGUCCUCGACAUGCAAGAUCGGAAAUUAGAGCCGUCGUUAUUGCCCAGCCACAAAACCAGGGGGUUGUGUACAGACAUUGGUGUUGCAGCCGCAGAGGGCGGAGGAGGUGGAGCUGCUGUCUCGACUACCACACGUCACCAGGUGUUACCAAGUUUGCUCCCUGGCGAUCAAGUCAUAUGCGCGGCGUUACGCGCCUUGGAACCGGCAGUGAUUGUAGCCACAAAGAACCAACGCAUCUAUCACACCUCCUACGAAACUUACAGCGCCCAAGCACAAGUUCACAGCUUCUCAGUCCGCCUCGCUGCCCCUCUGCAUGAUGUUUUGGUGAUCAAUGACUUGUCGGAGCAGGCAGGGCUGCUGCUUGUGAACAAACGGGGAGGUUUCAGCCUUGUGAAGGAUUGCUGGGAGGAGACACAAGGGGUGCCAACCGAGGUCGCUACAUUCUCGGCGUGCCCGCCAAAACAAACAUUGGAUAUCAAGUCUGUCUAUCGGUCGUACAACGCGAACCUUUUUUACGGGGGUUCAAUUGGAAGCAGUGGUGGCACUGAGAUUCAUUUGCUUUCUCUAGAUGAGGAACAGGUCAUUCAACGACUGGAGGUCUCUGGUGAUCCUGUUCUUACUUCAUUGGCGGCGCAUACAACAGGCCGUGCAGUGUUUGCGGGGUGCUCGGAUGGUGUAGUUCGGUACUACGAUGACCGCCAGAAGCAGGGAUUCCUUGGUGCCGUGGGAAUGUUGCGGCGUAAGCAGAAUGCGUCCAUGUCUUCGUUCUCCUCCACACCCCCAACCUCUUCCUCUUCUUUGGAUGCCAUUGUUGGCGCUGGCCCUGUGGAGGCCGGCUCAGCUGCCUUAACAAUUGCUACAGCCAGUCGCAGUGCUGUACGUCUCUAUGACUCUCGCAAGAUCUCUGAGCCCACGUUAGAGGUUGAUGUGGCCACGCUCUGCGGCGGUCACGGAGGGUGGUCUCACGUAACAAGAUCAACUUUCAUUACGGCAUUUGCUACUGGCGUGCAUACUGGCUUGCUUGGGGCACUCCUCUCGGACGGUAGCUAUAUUGCUCUUAAUGUUCGAGGGCGACCGUUGUUGAGCAAAACAAUCAGCGUCUCAAAUGCCCAGGGAGCCCUCUUGCCCGGGAGCUGCGUGGUUCAUCCCUUACGGCCGCUCAUGACAGUGGGAGGUGAGAUCAUGCUUAUGCAGUGA